Molecule: messenger RNA, 858 nt
Organism: Helobdella robusta
Lineage: Eukaryota; Metazoa; Annelida; Clitellata; Rhynchobdellida; Glossiphoniidae
Exons: 5
Coding region: 1-858 (285 amino acids)
Source: RefSeq, a predicted model, not a curated record
AUGUGUGUGUACAUUGUCUUACUGGAUUUAUGGACAAUAAAAUUGGAGUUUACGCCGCCAACUCACAUAGAUGUCGUGAAAGGAGACACAGGAGCGAAAGGAUCUUCGGGAGCAAGAGGAUUCAAAGGAUCAAGAAGAAGAAUGGGUUUUGGAGGAUUUUCAAGAAACUCUAAAAGCACAAUAAUUCCUCAGACAUUAAUAAACAUCCAAUUGAAGUCUGAUAGCCCCAAAAAAUGCAUCAUCGUUCUCACUUCACUAUUACCGCAACUUGCUUACUCUCAAAGUUUAUUCAGUGUUCAUGAUGACGCUGACUUCUACGACUACAAAAAUGGAGACGUCAGCAUCUCAGAUUGCGAUAUGCAGAUUUAUGAAGAACUGAAUGAUUAUGUGGAUUUGAGAAGUUCUGAGAAAGUUGAGUUGAAGUCAAUUUUGGACUUGGUUGAGAAUGAUCUGAUGAUGCUGGAUGAGAAGAUAAAUGAAUUGGCAUAUUUUCUCAAUCACAAUGUUACCUCCAACAAAACACACAAAAACAACAAAACAUUUUCAGAUUACGUACGAGGGGACAUUGGGCCCACGGGAAGUACCGGAGCUACAGGCUACUUUGGAUUUACGGGUGCGACUGGUGUAAUGGGAGCUACAGGCUACUUUGGAUUUACGGGUGCGACUGGUGUAAUGGGAGCUACAGGGGCAACCGGAUCAACGGGGCAAACAGGUUUUUCCGGACCGACAGGACAAACAGGUUUUCCCGGACCGACAGGGCGAACAGGGUUCAAAGGGUCAACCGGGUCCACAGGGUUCACAGGUCUACCCGGACCGAGAGGGCAAACAGGUCCACCCGGACAAAUUGGUCCUCCAUGA